AUGAAUACUCAAAUUGUGUUAUUUUUAUGUGAUGCGGUGCUUAAUGAAAAAAAGAAACGAUCUCAAGUCUCUUGCCGAGAAUACUAUUUGUAUAAAUUACAAAUCAAGUCUCCUGGCAAGUUCGUGUUACUUCAUACUGGUAGACUAUUUCAACAAUAUGUUGUAGAUAUGUAUGUUAAGAUUGAAACUACUAGACUAGAUUAUUUUCGUAAUAACCAAAAAAAAUUUCGUGCCGAACUUUAUCAAGGCAUUGUAGAUAGUGUUGAAAGUGGAGAGACGAUGGGGUACAAAAUUGGAAGAAAGUUUGUUCUUCCACAAUCUUUUAAAUGUGGUCCGAGAGAUUUGCUAAGGAGAUAUAUGGAUACAAUGGCUAUUGUACAACGUUAUGGAAAAUUAGAUGUAUUUUUUAUUGUAACAUGUAAUCCUAAUUGGCCAGAAAUUAAGAAAGAACUAAGGCACAAUGAUGAUGUUCAAAAUCGAUCAGAUCUAAUUGUGCGUAUCUUAAGAGCAAAAUUAGAGGAGUUGAAAAAUGAUUUAUAUAUGAAAAAUAUACUAUGCCCUGUCAUUGCUCAUAUAUUUAUGAUUGAAUUUCAAAAAAGAGGACUCCCUCAUGCACAUCUAUUGCUAAUUUUCAACUGUGGUCACAAAAUUUGUUGUACUGAACAUGUUGAUAAGAUAUUUUCCUGUGAAAUUCCUGACAAGGAGAAACAUUCUUAUCUUCAUUCUGUUAUUGUUAAACACAAUAUGCAUGGCCCUUGUGGAAACGUAAAUCCUAAGAAUGUGUGUAUGGAACCAAAUAAAGGUUGUAAAAAUAAAUAUCCGAAAGAUUAUUGUAAUAGUACUAUUUUUGGUGAUGACUCUUAUCCAUUGUACAGACGUCGUAAUAAUGGUAUUUCUGUUAAAGUUAGAGGUCAAAUUUUAGACAAUCGUUGGGUCGUACCAUAUAAUCCUUAUUUAAGUGCUAAAUUUGAUUGUCAUAUUAAUAUUGAAGUAUGUUCUUCUAUCAAAGCCGUUAAAUAUCUCUACAAAUAUGUGUACAGAUGUCAUGAUCGUAUUAAUUUUUGUAUAGAUACAAAUGAAACAAACAAAGAAAUUGAUGAAAUUUCAGCUUAUCAAUCUGUUAGAUGGAUAUAUCCUCCUGAGGCUAUGUGGAGGAUUCUUUCUUUCAAUUUGUCCGAUAUUUAUCCAUCUGUUUACUCUUUACAGCUUCAUAUUGAGGAUCAUCAACAAGUAACGUAUGCCAAUGAAGAUGAUUUAUUUACUAUUAUUCAAAAAGAAAAUACGAGGAAAACUAUGUUAACUGAAUUUUUUCGAAUGAAUGAAACAAACGAAUUUGCUCGUACAUUAUUAAGACCAGUAUCUUUUAAUGAUUUACGAACUUUGAACGGUGUAACUAUUCCUACAUAUCGAGAAGCAGCACUUCUACAUGGUUUACUAAGCGGAGAUAAUCACUGUGAAGAAUGUAUAUCUGAAGAUAUUUUGUAUGAGAUGCCUACUGCUUUAAGACGUCUUUUUGCUACACUUCUUACGCUUUGCAAUACUAAUCAUCCAAAACUCUUGUGGGAUAAAUUUAAAGUUUAUAUGAUUGAUGAUUAUGUAUAUCAAAAUAUAUCUGUAGAGGUUGCUGAAUUACGAGCUUUAGAAGAUAUCAGUUCUAUUUUGAAAUCAUUAGGUAAGAACGUAAACAAUUAUGCAAUGGUGUCAUUCAAUGUAAAUAUAGAUGAGAUUGAAAAGUUGAGAAGAAUGGUUGAAGAUGAGACAAUUCAUUUUGAUACUCAAGGUGGAUUUGAUUGUGCAACAACAUUAAAUAAAGAACAACAGUUUGCAUAUGAUACAAUCAUGAAAAAAGUUAAAUUAGAAUCAAACGGUGCUUUCUUCAUUGAUGAUCCGGGUGGAACAGGCAAAACUUUUUUAUAUAAAGCACUCCUAAGUGGUGUAAGUUCACAAAAUUUAAUUGCCUUGACAACAGCAUCAUCUAGAGUAUGUGCAUCUCUUUUACCUAGAGGUCGAAUAGGUCAUUCAAGAUUUAAAAUUCAUUUGGAAACAAUUGGUAAAAUAAGCUGUUCUGUUGGCAAGCAAUCAGCUUUAGGAAAUUUGUUGAACAUGUCAAGAUUAAUCAUUUGGGAUGAAGAACCGAUAGUCAAUCGUUCUACUGUGGAAGCUGUAGAUAAAAUGUUUAGAGAUAUUACUGAUUGUAAUUUGCUCUUCGGUGGGAAAGUAGUAGUUCUCGGAGGUGAUUUUCGACAAGUUCUACCAGUUGUACGAAAAGGAAAAAAAUACGAUAUAAUGAAAGCUAGCUUAGUUUUCUCUGACUUAUGGCCUUCCUUUUUGCAUCUUCCAUUAACCGAAAAUAUGAGAGCUAAAUUGGAUCCCACUUUCUGUAGUUACUUGCUAAGAAUUGGAGAUGGAAUAGAGAAAAAGCAUACUUGUAAAUGCAUUGAACUUCGAGAGGAUAUAGUUUUACCAUUUGAAGAUGAAAUUUCAUCCUUAAAGAAUUUGAUACAUCAUUUUUUUCCAGAUAUAGAAACAUAUGCUGAUAACCUCCAAGCGAUGGCAAAUCGAGUUAUUCUUACACCUACAAAUGAAUGUGUUGAUCAUAUUAACAGAAAUUUAUUUGAACAAAUUCCUGGUGAAAGUUAUGCAUACUAUAGUUUUGAUGAGGCAAUUGAUAAAUUAGAACAAAACUUGCAAGAAGAUUUUUUACAUAGUCUUAACCUUAAAUGGCAUUCCACCCCAUGA
This is a messenger RNA of Olea europaea var. sylvestris, 2739 nucleotides long. RefSeq lists its product as uncharacterized. The transcript has 2 exons. The coding region runs from base 1 to 2739 and encodes 912 amino acids. Gene Ontology annotation, molecular function: DNA helicase activity. Gene Ontology annotation, biological process: DNA repair; telomere maintenance. The record is from RefSeq and is a predicted model, not a curated record. NCBI's taxonomy places the organism in Eukaryota, Viridiplantae, Streptophyta, Magnoliopsida, Lamiales, Oleaceae.